This is a messenger RNA of Melitaea cinxia (Glanville fritillary), 808 nucleotides long. Its product is annotated as angiotensin-converting enzyme-like protein Ace3. Gene Ontology annotation, biological process: proteolysis. Lineage: Eukaryota; Metazoa; Arthropoda; Insecta; Lepidoptera; Nymphalidae. Bases 1 to 567 code for a protein of 188 amino acids. The record is from RefSeq and is a predicted model, not a curated record. Gene Ontology annotation, cellular component: plasma membrane. Gene Ontology annotation, molecular function: metallopeptidase activity; peptidyl-dipeptidase activity. The transcript is spliced from 4 exons.
AUGCAGAGGCAGAGCCCUUGGAGAGCCAAGCUCGCGCAAGACAUCCCAGUUUUCCGCAUACAUGCUAAGACAAUCUUAAGUAAGAUCGUCGGUCAAAGGGCUGGAGGACGAUACUUCGUCAGCACGAUCCUACAGUUCCAGAUCCACCGCGCCUUGUGCGAAAGGACGGGCCAGUUCAUCCCUGGUGACCCGUCUCGCCCGCUGCACAAGUGCGACAUCUACCGGAACCCGGAGGCUGGAAGAAUUUUAACACGUAUAAUGCAACGUGGUUCCUCUCUACCUUGGUCUCAACUCCUGCAAGAGACGAUUGGUGAAGGCAGACUUAAUGGCGAUGCAUUGAGGGACUACUUCAGGCCGCUGGAAGACUGGCUGAGAAGCGAGAACCUCAGGACUGGAGAGUACUUGGGCUGGAGUUAUGAUGGGGACUACUGCAAAUUCAGCAUUGAGACUGCUGGUCUUCAAGUUUACGGUGGCUUUUACAACGCUGCCAGCGGCAUGGGGAUGGCCAGUUUCAUCACCCUACUCCUCUCAUCAGCUAUAACUGUUGUUGGAAUACGUUUACGAUGAUACAGUUAUUAUAAAAACGACUCGACGAUCUGAAAACAAAAACAUAACAAUACAUACUUAGUUUUAUUUAUGAAAGUGAAUGAGGGUAGUUUGAAAUGUAACAGUUUUUUAUUCCGUUUUUGAAUUGUAUGAAUACGUACAUAUGUAAUAUUCUUUUACCUAUUUGUAAUUUUAUGUAUUUUGUUACACUCAACGUGCAAUUUUACUAACAACUAUUGUAUGCAAUAUAAUAACAAUUAUA